Mizuhopecten yessoensis (Yesso scallop) is the source of this 3211-nucleotide messenger RNA. RefSeq lists its product as uncharacterized. The transcript is spliced from 2 exons. The record is from RefSeq and is a predicted model, not a curated record. The coding region runs from base 381 to 2429 and encodes 682 amino acids. Lineage: Eukaryota; Metazoa; Mollusca; Bivalvia; Pectinida; Pectinidae.
CACAGAGAUACGGUAUAUUUGACAGCAGGAGAGCAGGCUCUAAUUCUGAUUCACCCAACAGGGCAAAGCUCAAACUGGUAUUUAUACGAAUCAUAUCGUGUCUGGAAUUAGAAACAUUAAGUAGAUACUUAUUUGUCCGCUUAUGUGAUAAAUUUCUGUUGUGUGAAAACAACCUUUGUGGUUGCUGUAUUCUACAAAUACUGCGAUACACUUAUGACAACAAUCAGAACAGUAGAAUUCCGACAAUAUCAACGGUGUUCGAAAGGCGACUGGACCACCUAGAUUAUACAUGAUGUAUAAGAAAAUGAACCGGUGCUCCCCAUCGAUUCUUAGACUAUUCCUUAGCUGAGCAAAUACUGGAUCUGUGACUUAUCACCGAGAUGGCCGAUCAGGGUGAGCAGUAUGAAAAGUCUUGGAUUCUACAUCAUAUCCUUGACAGGUUUAUAGGGAGCCCAGAGAUAGUGGAAAUUAGAAGGAGGCAGAUACUUAUGAGUGAGCUUAUGCUAAAUGGUAGGAAACAAGGAACAAUUACGUUUAACACGGGAAGUUUGGCCGAGGGAAUCUGGAUGAAAGGCUCAGACAAGGAUACAAUGUUCAUUGGCGAUAAAGUGAUAGUUUUGUGUCCCUCCCAGCAUUUCAGUAUUUCACAGGAUAGCAAAGAUAAAACAGUUUUCAUGAUGAGACAUGCUGACAGUCGACCUGGUUACGUGAACCUUGAAGUAGUUAAUCUGGGACCGACAUGCAGUGAAGUGAUCGCCCAAUCAAUCGUUGGAGUUGGAAAUGCACUUUUUAUAUCAAGUGAAAUGUAUAGACGGAAUUAUGCUGAUACUAUGGGUAAUUUUGCAAAUUCAAUUGUGGAAACACAUGGCCCAGCUGUUACUCUGACGUCUGCACAAAGUAAAUUACGAGUUGAUACUGAUAUUGUAGUUGCGAUUCAGUGUACUAGAUGGCCACAUGAAGGUUUAGAGUGGGUGAGUCGGCCUCGCUUGCAUAGUUGGCCAGAUCAAUCUUUGAGAGAUGAGAUAGUACAGGGCGGUUGUCAGCUGGUCCCUGUAGGAGACAGAACAUCUGCUGACACAUUCCUACAAUGGCGGAUUUCAUUUACAACUGCAGAAAGGAAGCUCAUUCAUUCUCUUACUCAUACACAAUUUUUAAUAUAUGGACUUCUCAAGUAUCUCAUCAAGCAAAUAUCAGACAGGUUGAAGUCGAUAUUUGGGGAUGAAGAUAUCCUAUCAUCCUAUAUCAUAAAAACAGUAAUGUUUUAUGCUGUGGAAUCAACACCUGGAUCGUUAUGGCAAGAAAAAAACACAUUUUUCUGUUUUGUGCUUUGCUUCAAGAUUUUGAUUGCCUGGGUGAAUGCAGGUUAUUGUCCAAAUUACUUUAUCAGCAUCAACAAUAUGUUCUGUGGUAAAGUUCAGGGUGAAAACCAACAAAAACUCCUUCACGUUCUAAUUGAACUGUAUAAUAUGAAAUGGGAAUGUCUGUCAGUUGGAACAGUCAUAGAACCACCUUUAGGGAUCCGAUUGCAAAGUGUGAGGAAUGGAGCAUGGGAAUUGAUAUUACUUCCACCAACAAAAUCAGAAAUGCAAUAUGACUUCGAGAUAUUCUCUGCAGCUUUUUUAGCAACUGAUUCGACUGACUUCCUUUCUGGGUCAUUAUCACUCCUAUCUAAAGCAAGAUUAGGCAUUGGUGAAUUCUUAGCUUACACUACAACAUUACGUGCACUGUGCUGUACAGGAAUGGGUACUUUCGAGAAACACAUUCCUGCUAAAGGAAAUAAAGAGAAGUAUAAUGUCUUCCGAAAAUGCAAAAACUUGAUAACACCACUUUCCUCAGUGUGUGCAAGUCCGGGUCUACUGACGCUGGCAACAUAUCACUACCAGACUGGAAACUACACGAAAACACUCGAGAUGUGUAGAGUCAUGUUAUCAUCAUUCAAAAUAAACAUAUUUUCCUCUUCGAAUUACCAGGAAAGAGACAUUUAUGAAAAUCUCUAUUGUGGGCGUGGAUACACCUUGCUCCAUAAAUGUCAGGAGGUAUGGGUAUCAGAUGUAGAAUUUCCAGCAAAUGCUUUACAAUUCUGUCCAUCCCAGUUACAUCCAGAGUUGAUAAACAUCCCUUCGACAGGUAUACUUUCUAUCCCUCCACUUCCAUAUGCUGUGUUCCUGACAUUCCUGUGUUAUCAAGAACUUGGCGACAUGAGGAGACGUGAUACAGCAUUGUGUCACCUUAGAGCCGUGAAGUAUGACAAGGAUCAGGGAGGUAGUAAGCACUGGAUAGUACACAAUAUCUUGGGGAUAUGUUAUGAAAUGGUUGGGGACACACGCAGGGCUAUCAGGGAAUACAAGGACUCUCUAGACGUUUGGAGAUUUGACCAAUAUAAAAACCCUGCCAGAAGGAGGAUAGAACGGUUGCAAAAUUACCAAUGAAAACAUACAUAUGAGUCUUCUUAUCAAACUUGGACUCUACCAUAACAGCUACCAUGUUAAUAUAAGAGGGUCAGGGGUUAUUAGGUUACAUGACAUCUCUCUGAACAUGUAUGAGGUUCACCGCACCGUACCAUGUCGUCCACUAUUGUGUCAUCAUUGAUGGAAAAGGUAAAACUAAUUAAAUGUUCAUGUCUAAAUUGUUUCGAAACAUUCGUAUAAUCAGCAAACAUUAGCGUGUUUCUAUAAAAAUCUUUAUAACAUAAAAGUUGACAAAGUUUGGCUCCAACAGAUGUUUACUUUAAAUAGUAUAUAAUCAAUCAGCCAAUCGCGUGGAUUGAUAGUCCAAUGACACUAUUACGCCAAUACAAAAUGUUAAAACUUAACCAAGUUAUUUGUUUUAACUGAGAAUGGGUUUAUAGAUUGGAUGCGUAAACUGUUGUCGUCGUCGAUGGUACGACGAGAAGUAUAAAUCUAUUCCAACACAACUCCAUGCUUGAGUUUUUUCUUAUUUAUCGUCUUCCAUCUAAAUUGACAAACAACAUUUUCUCCCAUCAUUCACACGUGUUCUCCCGUUUUAGCCGUGGAAAACCAGCGUAUCACCCCAUAGGGGGAGAUAGCCUCGUGCCGAUUAGCACGUGUUCAAUUGUGACGUCAUAAAAUGUGUCACCGGUCUUGUAGCGUCAUCAAAAUUGAAUGACGAUAUUCAUAUCCCAUAUGUGUUUUUGUUUACACUACUGUCAAUGGAGUUGUGACUGAAUUAAUAAGAUGGCAGAGAAAUAAGU